Hypanus sabinus (Atlantic stingray) is the source of this 2330-nucleotide messenger RNA. RefSeq lists its product as uncharacterized. The coding region runs from base 750 to 1424 and encodes 224 amino acids. The transcript is spliced from 5 exons. The record is from RefSeq and is a predicted model, not a curated record. NCBI's taxonomy places the organism in Eukaryota, Metazoa, Chordata, Chondrichthyes, Myliobatiformes, Dasyatidae.
GAGGGAGAAAGAUUCAGAGAGGGAGAGAGACAGAGAAGUAGAGGGUUUGGAUAGAGAAAGAGGGAGGGAGACAGAGGGAGGAUUCAGUCAGAAAGAAGAGACAGAGAGAGACAGAGGGAGAAAGGGAGAGAAACAGAGAGAGAAAAAAGAGAGAGGAGGAAGAGAGAGACACACAGAAAGAGACAAAUCGAGGGAAACAGAGAGAGGCACCCAAAAAAGAGGGUGAAACCUAGAAAAAAAAGAGAGUCAAGGAAAGCGUGAGAGGGGAAGGAGAGUGGAGGAAGAAAGGAAGAGAGAGGACUAGAGAGACCGGUGUAGAGAAGGACAGGACAAGGCGGAGAUAGUUCGGAGGGAGAGAGAAAAAGCGAGGGAGAUAUCAGCAGAUUGACAAGGCUGGGAGCAGCGAAGGCAAGAAGGAUACAGAGUUGGAGGAAGACCAGAAGAGGCAGGGAAGACAGAGCAAGAGAGAGGGAGGGUUGCAGAGAGACAGUGUGAGAGAGACAGAGAGAAAGAGAGAAAGAGAGAGUGAGGGAGAGAGGAAACCUUGCAUGAGAGGAGUGUUAGGGAGCUCUCUCCCUGAAUAAAACGCAACUUCACACCGUUUGAGGGUCUAAGGAGAAAGAAAAGAUUCCGUUUUACAUGUGCACGGAUCUCUGUUGCUGUGAGAGCGAGAGGGCUCUGGCCGUUCCCCUCGGCUGCUCCGCAGGCCUCAUCCCCUUCCACGUCCACUAGCCCCCGCCGACGGGCAGAUGCUGGAAUCGGAAGUGGAACUGGUCCCCUCUCCAGGACCCCUGUCCCACCGGCCGGAUGGCGUCGGAGAUCCUGGUCACAUCGGUGGGGGCAAAGACGGCUACACGCCUCAGACUCGGCGCUCCUUUACACCAGACGAGUUCGUCGCCAGCGAGAAGUCCCAACUGAUCCCCAGCCCAGGAGGAGGAGACCCGGAGAAGGAGGCAGACAACAGCCUACCUCAGACCCUGCGCCCGGCGCAGGUGAAUGGGAAUGCAGAUGCCAUGGUGAAGCGGCCCACCUGCCUGAGCCCGUUACCCUGCCACUCGGUGAGGCAGCAGCCCCACUCUCCACGCGUUGUCCCCGUUCUCCCGGGAUCCCCCGGAACCAACUACAAGUCUGCUGCCUCGCAGCUCUCCACCUCCCCGGGGGAAGACUUCUGCCUGCACUGCGUGCUUGCCUGCCUGUUCUGUGAGCUGCUCUCGUUCUGCGGGACGCUGGAGUGCGCUGGGACGGAGGGGGUGUCCACCCCGGCCGGGGGGGGCGGCUGCUGUGCCGGGGGGGCCGAGGGCUGCGGGGCCGCCGAGGAGGUCUGCCCGUGGGGCGGGGGCUGCGGGCUGCUGCACGAGUGCUGUGGGACCGGCGAGUGCGUGGAGAUCUGCCUGGAGUGCUGCUCCAUCUGCUUCCCCGCCUGAGGGGUGGGGAAGGGCGGGGUACCCUCCCCUCUCCCUCAUCCUCCCCUCUCCCUCUCCCCACCCUCCCUCUCCCCUCUCCCUCUCGCCACCCCCUCUUCCUCCCUCACCCCUCUCCUCCCACCACCUUCCUCCUUCUCCCCUCUCCCUACUACCUCUCCUCCCACCCCCUCUUCCUAUCACCACCCUCUCCCUCUCGCCACCCCCUUCCUCCCUCUCCCCUCUCGCCACCCCCUCUUCCUCCUCCCCUCUUCCUAUCACCACCCUCCCUCUCAUUACCCCUCUCCUCCUACCCCCUUCCUCCUUCUCCCCUCUCCCUCUCACCACUACCUCUCAUCCCACCCCCUCUUCCUAUCACCACCUUCCCUCUCACUACCCCCCUCCUCCCACCAUCACCCUCCCUCUUCUCCCACCCCCUCGUCCUAUCAUCACCCUCCUCUCCCUCUCACCACCCCUCUUCCUCUACCCCCUCCCUCUAUUACCUCUCUUCCCCUCCCUCCCUCCUUUUCCCCUCCCACUCUCCCUCUCUGCUCUUUCUCUCUCACCUCUCUCUCUUCCCUUUCCUCUACCUGCUCCCUCUCCCCUUCUCACCCCACCCCUCCCUCACCCUCCCUUUUCCCUUCCCCUCCCACUCUCCCUGUUUCUUCUCUCUCCCUCUCUCCCUUUCCUCCCUCUCUCCCCAACCCUCCCUCUUUUCCUCCCUUCCCCUUACCAUCUUCCCUCUCCCCAUCUUCCCUCCCUUUCUCCCUCUUUCUAUCCCUCUCAUCUCCUGCCCUCUCUACUUCCUCUUCCUCCUAUCCCUACUCUCCUCCUCUCCCUCUCCUCACCUCCCUGGUCCCCUUCAUCCCUCUCCAUCUCCCUCUCUCCCCCCCCACCCCACACCCAGUACCGGGGACCAUUGGUAACAGU